Neoarthrinium moseri is the source of this 1635-nucleotide messenger RNA. RefSeq lists its product as uncharacterized. Gene Ontology annotation, molecular function: iron ion binding; monooxygenase activity; heme binding. The transcript is spliced from 4 exons. NCBI's taxonomy places the organism in Eukaryota, Fungi, Ascomycota, Sordariomycetes, Amphisphaeriales, Apiosporaceae. The record is from RefSeq and is a predicted model, not a curated record. The coding region runs from base 1 to 1635 and encodes 544 amino acids.
AUGGAUACCAUCAAACCCCUGCUCAGCACGGGAAUAGCAGUUGCUACAUUCCUCAUUUCUUGCAUCCUCCUGAAUCAUAAGAUACUCUGUGACGCGAGUUCCAAGACAAUACCUCAUGGGCCUUCGGGUGUCCCAAUACUCGGUGCGUGGCACCAUAGCAUUUACAUUGACGCCGUAUCUAACUACAGACGCCUAAAAGGGUCUUUCCCGUUCUUGACUCGCUAUCCGGAACUGACACUAGACAAGUGGGCUCGGAAAUUCGGCGACCUGUAUUCUGUAUGGCUUGGCGGCCAGUUGUUCAUGAUCAUCUCCAGUCCAAAGGUGGCGAAAGACCUGAUGGUUACACACGGUUCUGUCUUCUCCUCGCGCAGAGAGAUGUUUAUCAAGGGACGAACUAUUUUAAAGGGUCGCGGCGUGACCGCCACGCCGUACAAUGAUACGUGGAAGAAGCACAGACGCUUGGUGACCAACUGGCUUCGAGCAGAUGAGACAGCCAAGUACGUUCUUGCGAUCGAGCGUGAGAGUAUCGACAUGGUACAAUGUCUAUAUGAAGCAAGUGGGAAUGGGGCAAAAUUUGUCAACCCUCAGCCCUUCACGGGACGCUGCUCCCUGAAUGUCAUGCUAGGCAUUGUCUUCGGGCAACGGACUAGUACGAUCCAUGACCCGAUGAUGAAGGAGGCGCUUAGGCUGAGUCGGGAGUUCAUGAAUACGACAGGACCUUUUUCAAACCUUGUUGACCAUGUGCCUAUCCUACGCUACUUUCCUACCAGCAUACGCUCGCGCGGACGCAGACUUCACCGAGAUAUUGUUUCUACUUACGGUGGCAUGAUCAAGGAGAUGGAUGAACGUAUACAAAAAGGGCAAGACAUACGAGAUUGUCUGGCCAAGUCUAUGCUCCAGGCUCGCAAGCAGGAAGACUUGGAUGAUCUUGACAUCACAUUCCUUGCUACAUCUUUCAUGGUUGGUGGCGUGGAGACUACCGCCGCCGUAAUGCAGUGGUUCUGCGCCCUGAUUCCCUCGUAUCCUGAAAUUCAGCGGCGAGCUCAGUAUGAGCUAGACAGUGUCGUAGGGAGAUCACGACUUCCGGGAAUGGAAGAUGAAAAAAGUCUACCUUUCUGUCGUGCCAUCAUCAAAGAGGUGCAGCGUUGCCACAAUCCUUUCUGGCUCGGGACCCCGCAUGCUGCUUCCAAGGACUUUGUCUACCAAGGCAAGCUCAUCCCGAAGGACACGGUCAUGGUCCUCAAUACUUGGACAAUGCACCAUGAUGAGAUACGGCACCCCGCGCCAUUCAAAUUCAAUCCGGAUCGCUAUUUGCACGACAAUCUUACAUCAGUAGAGAGUUCUAGACAGCCAGACCCGUAUCAGCGUGAUCACUGGAUCUUUGGUGCCGGACGCCGCAUAUGCCCUGGCAUGCAGGUAGCAGAACAGGAGAUCUGGUUGACCGUCUCUAGGAUACUGUGGGCUUUUGACAUGAAGCCUGUUCCAGAUCAUCCAAUUGAUCUCAAGGAGUAUGAUGGCUUAUCUGGGAGAUCACCGAUGCCUUUUCGCAUCCUCCUAAAGCCCAGGCACGAGAAAGUAAAGACAGUCCUGGCUUAUGCGGCUCUUGAUGGUGACAUAGCGCCAGCGCCACAUUGA